UAGGGAGGGGGGUUGGAAAGGGCCCCUCCGACCACCCUUGUCUCAUUUUCCACUGCCCCAUGUCCCUUAGAACAUGGAGGAAAUUAUGGCAGUUCAAUCCUCUCUCUCACCCAAAUUCCCAACCAUAAAAGCUCUCGUACAACCAAAAACUCUUCCUAGUUCUUGAAGCAACAAAUAAACCAUCAUGCCAAGAAGAAGCCUGGCCCUGAUCAGCCAAAAAGAAGGUAAAAGAAACCCACUUUCUUACCAUCAUUGCCAUCAAAUCCAAGAAGAAAAGCACCCAUAAUUUGCACUCCUUUCCAAUCACUUUAAAAGAAGAAGAAGAGAGAAAGUCUAUCCUUCCCAAGCAGUACUCUUCUAACCAAAGGAAAGAAUAAGAAGAACCAGCGAAAUGGAGAUUGAAUCAGUCAAGUGCGAGUGUUGUGGCCUCAAAGAAGAUUGUACUCAAGACUAUAUAGCUGAAGUCAAGGCCAAAUUUGACGGCAAAUGGCUAUGUGGGUUGUGCUCAGAAGCUGUAAGAGAUGAAGUUAGCCGGGGAAAGAAGCCGCCGUCUGGCGUGGAAGAAGCUGUGAAGGCUCACAUGUCGUUUUGUCGUAAAUUCAAAUCGAACCCGGCGGUUCGAGUCGCCGACGGGAUGAGGCAGAUGCUAAGGAGAAGGUCCGGGGACUUGUCAUCAUCUCCAUCUUCCGGUACUAAGUAUUCAAGAUCAGGAAGCACAUCACAAGUGACCGAUACAUCGUCUUUCUCAUUGUACUAAUAAUUGGAAAGAAGUAGAUGGUUGGAAUAAUAUAGGUGGCCUUUCAUGCCUAAGUUUUAACUUGUCUUGUACAGGGGAUAAUAUUUCAAAUGAUGGGGGGACUUCUUCUUGCCUUUCCCAAUCCUCGAAUUGAUAUUGGUGUGUUUUU
Molecule: messenger RNA, 905 nt
Organism: Alnus glutinosa
Lineage: Eukaryota; Viridiplantae; Streptophyta; Magnoliopsida; Fagales; Betulaceae
Exons: 1
Coding region: 392-757 (121 amino acids)
Source: RefSeq, a predicted model, not a curated record